Molecule: messenger RNA, 10582 nt
Organism: Porites lobata
Lineage: Eukaryota; Metazoa; Cnidaria; Anthozoa; Scleractinia; Poritidae
Source: the annotation of a GenBank genome assembly
CGGGAAACCCAAAAUGGCGGUCGAGAGACUCGCCAAAAGAUAAUGUCAACAAAUCAACGUUUUUUAGGUUUUCCAUCGUCUGUUUAUACUCGACAAACUCUGAUAAGAUGAGUCAGGGAAGGAGGUUUGUGCGGGCAUUAUCGAGAAUUGGUUAUCCUAAAGCUGAUGAGUUCGAAGGUGACAGUCUUGAGUGGUUGUUCGACUGUGAAUCACUUGUGCCCUUUCUGGAAUGGUUUUGUGAAAAUAUACACGAAACGAAUGUGCUGUCACAAGAGGAUUUAAACAGGUAUAUAUAAAACAUUUCAGACUCAGGACAAUUGUAAUUGCUACGCCACUGAGAAAGUACUCUAGAGUUUUCAGUUUGUAUACUUGUGUAUUCAAAGGAGUUCAUAGAUCUCUCUAAGGAGGCCAGAGCAGGUCUUCCCAAAUUUCCCCCAAAAUACUGUAUACCUACACCAAUUGCAAUCACUUUGACAAGCAAAGAAACAAAAACAAAAAAGCCAAAGGAUAAUAAGUAAGCCUUAAAAAUCACAUUUUGAUUUCUUGACAACACUGAAAACACGGGCAUUUCACUUUUUUAAAAAAUUUUGGUCAAAUUCCCCAGGAUAUGUAAGUUGGCAGGUUAGAUGGUCAAAUGCCCCACCGGCCGAGCGCUUCAAAAAGUAUCAAAUCUCCCACCCACCAGUGACUAUUCAAAGAAUUUUCCCACGCGUCAAACCGUUUAUUGAAAUGUAAAUAUCCUACUAAACACAUCUGAAAUAUCUAAAGUCUCGGUAAGUUGUCUUAUAAAGGUUUGUUCAUUUAAAUAUAAAAUUAUUCAUUCCAGAAAGUCCACACUUAAUGGGCUUCUCCAAAGCCUCUCAAAUGAUCAUCUCAAACAAGACAGAAUAAAGGAGCAAUGACCAGUGAAUGCGGUGCACAUGCUGAAUGUGGAAAGAAUUACAAAAUCCUUCUGUGGCGGCCUUAUUUUGGAUCAAAUUCCCCACUGUAUGGAGCAAAACUCCUGUCAAAUGCCCAGGGUAUACCCUGGGGGAGGAUAAGUGGUUUUGGAAUUGACUGGUACAUAAUGAAUUUGACAUCAAUUAACAUGAGAAAAAUUGGCCAAUAUAAUUUAGUGUUAAUUUCUUUGUCUGUGAUAGCCUUCCUCGGAGAUUCCAUGUCAAAUUACUUUUUUGUCAUCACCUUUAGUAACUCCACCUUGUACUUUGCUUGUAGGUUUGAUGAACUUUGUUCAUCAGGAGCUUCUAUUCUUGAAGUAAGUAACUUUACUUACUGAAGUUACUUUAUUAAUAUAGAAAUAAUCUAGAGAUCAUUACACUGUAGAUGAAAAUAAUUCCUUUAAAAACAAACAAUAGUAAUAUUAACCUUUUAAUAUUAUUCCUUUUAUCUUCUUCAGCUCAAAAUAAGUUUCUGUGUCAAAUUUUUCAACCUGGGUUAAUUCUCAAUUACCUUUUUCUCCUACCCUAAUUAUGAGGCAAAGGAAACAGAGAAUCACCCAAAGUUAAAAAAUUUUAACCCAAAUUUAAUUCUGCCUAGUAACAGUCAUAUCCGCCUGCUUAUUCUCCACACUGUUCUCCAUACCUUUCCUAUCGCAGGGUUGUAUGUGUUUCCCAGGUUAGGAAACACAUAUCACUAGGGAUAUGUGUUUCCAAGGUAGGGGAACACAUAUCACUAGAGAUAUGUGUUUCCCAGGUGGGGGAACACAUGUCACUAAGGAUACGUGUUUCCCAGGUUGAGGAACACAUAUCACUAGGGAUGUGUGUUUCCUACGUAGGGAUCACAUCUCAAUAGGGAUAUGUGUUUCCCAGGUCGGGGAACACAUAUCACUAAGGAUAUGUGUUUCCCAGGUGCAUGGGGGAACACAUAUCACUAGGGAUAUGUGUUUCCCAGGUCGGGGAACUCAUAUCACUAGGGAUAUGUGUUUCCCAGGUGGGGGAACACAUAUCACUAGGGAUAUGUGUUUUCCAGGUGGGGGAACACAUAUCACUAGGGAUAUGUGUUUCCCAGGUAGGGGAACACAUAUCACUAGGGAUAUGUGUUUCCCAGGUGGGGGAACAGAUAUCACUAGGAAUAUGUGUUUCCCAAGUGGGGGAACGCACAUCACUAGGGAUAGAUGUUUCCCAGGUGGGGAACACAUAUCACUAGGGAUAUGUGUUUCCCAGGUAGGGGAACACAUAUCACUAGGGAUAUCUGUUUCCCAGGUAGGGGAAAACAUAUCACUAGGGAUAUGUUUUUCCCAGGUGGGGGAACAUUUUUCAUUUUACAGGUGUUUUAAUCCUCCAUUUUUUUCACUUCUUUCCAAUAAUUUAUAGGCUGCAAAAACCUUAAAGUAGCCGGUGAGAGCGCCAUUUGCUGGUGCAUUUUGACAACCCUGCUAUCGUACUAGGAAGGAGAAUAUUUUCAACAAUCAAUACCUUUUUCAGUCACUGAUCAUUUCCCUCUGUCAUAUAAACUAUUGUGCUUGACUGAGCAGUGUGACAGUAAGGAGAAGUAAAAUGCUGCUCACUCUUGAAGAAGAGUAAACUGCACAUUCUUUUAAUCUCUUGCCAGAAUGUUAUGGGGACACAAUGUUUUAGUAAUAAUAUUAUUGUGUUGUUUAAUAAAACAUUUGUUUACUGCAGAAUGAACAAAUUGACAAGACUCUCUCUGUGUUGUUACAAGAAGACGAACAGUUUUCAAACGAAACUCUGAGGUAUAGAUUUGGGAAAAAUCAUUUGAUUAGUAAAGUAAAAGUCAAAUCCAUAGGUUUAGCACCUCCCGUGGUGAACACCCAAAAAAUUAAUUUCCUGGCCAGGUUUGUCUACAUUUAUCUAGAUGGUUAUAUGAACAGUACAUGGUUUAACAACUUAUAAACCUUUCAUGAUAACAAAAAACAUCUUCUUUCUACUGCCAAAGUUUUACAAACAGGUUCGCGUUUAAUGUUGAUGUUGCAUUACAUGUAAAAACUAUUCAAUGUUAUUAUUUCUUAAGUUUUUUCCUUAUGCUUGAAAGCCUUAAAAACAUCUUUCUUCCACAGAAAUGAGGUCAGCUCCCUGCAGACAGAGGUGCAGCUGAUACAACAAAGACUCCAAAAAAUUGUUUCACAGAGGAACAAAUUGAGGUACAUGUACAAAGAAAGUGAUUGUCCUCGCAGUAAUCAAACUACUAUAAUUAUUGUUUUAUACCUGAUUAAACUCAUCCCCAAUAAUUAUGCCAAUCUGGUGCUUCGGAAACUAGCAGUAGAGGCCUGAAGCAACUAGGUACAGCAGAAAGGUAUCCAUGGCAGCCCCACAGUAAUUUGGGAAACAACCUCAGCAGCCCGCACAGGAGAGUGUGCCUCUGGUGUAUAUUUUUUGUCUUACCAGUCAGGAAUGUUCCCUUACCUGCUGAGCUAAAAUUCAGGGAAAACACCCUAGCAGAAAGCAGGACACGAUCUACACCAGCUGGUCACUUGCAAAUGUGGUUAAAACAAAUGGCAGCCCUUACAAUUAUGGCAACAUUUUAAAACCUUUAAUUCGUUUGCUAAAAAUGAUCUAAGAGGGCAGAUUUAAAAGAGAAUUGCAUUUUAUUGUAGCAAAAAUUCAGAGUUGUUAUUAUCUUUUCUUGUUAGCCUCCAUCAUGCUGGCAUAACUCACAAGCUUUCAAAACUAAGUUCUGUGGUUCAGGAAAACAAACAAAAAUACAAAGCCAUUCUUGAAACCAGCCAAGCUGACAACACACAGGUACUGUGUUAAAAAAUUUACAUCUAUUCAAGUAUUGUGCAUCACAAAUUGAAUUGAAUUUCAAAUCUUAGUAAAUCUGAGUGUAUUGUAAUUUCUGCGUAAACUAUUUAAUAUCAUCCUCAUUGUCAUUAUCAUCACCAUCAUCUUCUGUGUUGUCAGUAUCACCUUUUGACCAUUAUUAUCAAUUAUAAAAUCAUUACAUGAUGUUCAUGUUUUGUUUGUUUCAGAUGAAUUCUGCAUUAGAGAAAUUAGAGCAGUCUGUUUCUGAAAUGACAGCAUUAUACUCUGGACAAGAAGGUACAUGUAGUUGUAGGUAAAAUCCUUCCUUAGUUUCAAUAUAGGUGUUCAAGCUUGUCGGAUUCAGAAUACCCUUUGUUUCCUCAUCCUAUUUAUUCAUAGGAGACAAAGGGAAAUUCUGGAUUAUCCUUAGAAUAUACAGUGUAUAUACAUGUAACCUACAACAUAUCAUGCUAGUGCAAUUUUUAAAUUAAAUCAAUUUUACAGCCAAGGGUAGUUUUUUCUAAUUCUUGCAAUGUGUUAGGAAAUGAAAUGCAAAUAAUCCUUAAUAUUAAUUUUUUCACUCCUCGAGCUAUAGCAGACAACAGUUACUGUGCCUUCAGCCCAACAGGCCACGAGUACAGGGACAAACCUGAUCAGGCACAGACUCACUUGUACAAUAUUUUUCUCUUUGCUUCAACUAUUUCUUGGCCUGUUCACUUAAGGGAGUGAGGUGCUCACAUACACCAUUGUUCUCGUUAUUCUUAUGACUGCUUGAACAUCUUUUGUCACAAGACAAUGAUAGUUAUAUUAUUACACCUCUGUAGGUUCUCCUUACUCUGUGACAUUUUUAUCACAACUCUCCUAUGACAAUUACUAUGAAUCUGAGGAACGAUUCACCGGAGAACUUACUGCUUACACAAGGAAACAGUUCUUUGAGGUAUGACUUGAUAGUCAGUGUUAAAAGCAUGACUACAUGUAUCAACUUUUUUCAAUGAGACCAUGGCGGAUACUAGUAACAAACAAGUACAAAAUUCUGAGGGAACCCUCCAUUAGAAUAAUGGAGCGCUUCUAAGUGGAAUUAGGGAUUCUAAAACUGGUUUAAUGUUAGUUAUAAACACUUGAAGCUGAAACAAAGGGUUUUUACUGUUGCUAUGCAUGCAGGCCCAACACAAUGGAAUUUAAAGGACUUUCUUAUUUCCGGCAUCAUGGGCCAAUUAUGUAUUCAUGCAAUGAGAAUAAUGAUGAUGCAGUGGAACCUCAAUAUAACGAAAGGCCAAGGGACUGGCAAACUUUGUUCACUAUAACAAGGUUUUGUUAUAUCAAGGUUCUUUUUCAUUAUAUUUUACUAUUAUUGGGAUAAAGAAAAUUUUUCGUUAUGCAAAGGACUUCAUUUAAUAUAUAGAUCGAGGUUUGUUAUUAUCGAGUUUACAUAAAUUGUACACCACAGUAGCCACUGGAUCAUUUGAUCUUGAGAAAUACAUCAGCCAAUGACAUGCAACAUAACUUUAUACUUACAUGUAGGGUAUAGCAGAGAUGGCUGGGAGAGAGGAAAAGUCAAGAUAUGAGUUACUGGAAAUCAGUGAUCCCUCAACACUUCUGGUUAGAGGUGAGAACAAAAAUUACCAUAAAUAAAUUACCCUUACAUCAUAAACUGAUGUCCAAUCAAUCCAAAUGGCCAUGAAAAUGGUUAAGGAAAUAAUCACCUCUCUACAAGAAUGCACCACCUUUUUGAAGUGCUUGCAUCAAGUAUGGCACUGAAAACUGUUGCAGUUUUCUGAUUAUUAAAAGUGUUAACAGAGUUCAUUUUUUUAUUAAUCAGGAGAAAACAAUGAAGUCAACUUCAAUGACUGUCAAGAGCUUGCAAGACUACAAACUGUGUAAGUGAAUUCUGUGAUUUUAUAUCAUCUUUAAAAGUAAACAGCUAAAUCAACAGUACACAAUGCAACCUUUUUUCUAUGAAUCACUGACUCCGGCAGUGAAAGUGUUAAAUGAGCGUGAGUUAUUUAUUUACUUAUUUUUGUGUGUUUGUUCAACACUAGGAAAACACAUCCUUUUUUGUUGGAAUCCUGUAAAAUUCCUGGGUGUCCUGUGUAACCAACUUAAAAAAACUUUCAGGGUUUUUUUCUUGUUUUAUUAUGUAUUAAUUCUACACUAUCUUUAACAAUAUUCUUUUGAAAGGUGCAGAUUUACAUUAUGUAGCUCUUGCUGGUUUACACUUCUUUACGUGAAUGCCUUAAUAAGCUAUUAUAACCUUGCAGUUAUGCUUCAAGUGAAAGUAAAAGAAUUCAUAACAUGGCUGCCGCAAUGGGAGUAAGCACAGCGCUCAAAGCAGCAGAGGAAAGAAUGAAAAGUUUAUCAUGGGAGACAAGCCCUCCAAGCACUGAGAAACUAAGGUGAUAAUGAAAAUACAUAAAGUGGAGUGUACAUACAGUGUCAGUUAAUGCGACAGGGAUAAUAAUUGGGCAAAAAACACUGGUGAGAGACCUAAUAUACCUCCUAUACAAAUAUUUUCGUCCCUUGUAAGACUUUAAUUUCUGUGAUAUUAUUUUUACAGUGAUGGGGACAAUGAUGUAACUUGUUAUGGCUGCACUCAAAGAAAAUAUUUUUUCAAUAAAAUAUUAUUCAAGUGCUUUUAGAAAGUUGCUUUUAAUUGGUUUUAAGCUUCACAUGUGACGACAAAAAAUAUCAAUCUGCUGAGCACCCUAAAAGUGACUUUUUUUUUUUCAUUGUUAUUUUGAUCAGUGCCAAACUGCUUGAAGUUCAAAAGGCUCUUUCUCAAGUCAAAAUGGAGAUAGGGGAACUUUCUGAGCAGGUGCUGCCUGGGCUGGUACAGGAGCUGGGAGAGCUACAAGCCACAAGUAUCCUUAAAGGGGACUAUGAACUAAAGAUAGCGAGGCAGGAUUACUUCACAUCCAAGCAAGAUCAGGUAUCUGCGCAAAACACUCUGAAGAAAUAGUUGCAGAGUAGCGGGGAUGUAAUUAGGGGGGGUGGGGGGAGCAGGGUAGUGUGGCUGGAAAGGGAAGAGGACAGGGGAUCUAGGAUAAAUGAAGGAGGAAAAGUGUUGAAUUAUUACAAGCACAGAGAGGCUGUAGCUGAUGAUAAGAAAGAAGGAGUAGUGUUUGUGAGAAGCACGAAGGUUCCCCCUUUAGGCAAGAAUGAUAGUUUGUCUAAAAACCUUUUAUUAUUUUUUCUUUAGGUUAUCACUCAACUUUUGCUUCAGCAAUCCCGUCGUGAGAAACAGGAAGGUUCCCCUUUUUGGCAAGAAUGAUAGUUUGUCUUAAAGCCUUUUAUUAUUUUUUCUUUAGGUUAUCACUCAACUUUUGCUUCAGCGAUCCCGUCAUGAGUUUCUUUCGAUGGCUCUUGAAGUUGAAGGCCGUAGAAAUCGCAACACUCACCGUUUAUUCAGCACUUUAGAGAGCACACUUGAGGACUCAGUCAACGGACUUGAAUCUCGCUAUGUAUCCUGCCAUCAUCACUCACUCAUUACUUGACAUUAUCCCCUAACCCUGUAUUAGCACACUGUUUAAUGUUGUCUUACAGUCAAACCAGGUCAAGCGUUCCCGUCGCUAACAAACUAAUGAAUUCAUUAAUGGAAAAAUGAUUUCGUUUGUUGAUUCAAUAAUCCAUUCAUAAAAUGAACAAUCCAAUAGUCAUAUUUAGCCUCGAUUCCAUAAUCGAAUGUUGAUUCGAUUACUGUUUUUUGAAAAACAAGUUGACCUCAGAAUUUUGUUUUUUCCUCUUUUUUUCUGAGAAUCGAGUGCUGGCGAGUUCUGAAGUUCAAACCCAAACAAACUGUUACAUGUACGCCAGUUUGCUGCCAAUAAUCAGUACAACAGACCUAGGCCUGACCUCUUAGAAAACACGACGGUCAAACUGAGGUCAGUGUAUGUGCGGUGAUUGGUGGAUUUCGAUCCUCGGCCUUUGUCAGUUUCAUUGCGUUUGCGGUCUGUCUAUUCUAGCUGUUAUUUUGAUUAAAGGCAAUGAAAAACGCAAUCGUAAACGGCAGGAAAAGGGAAGCAAAUACGAUUGAACACAACGGAAAGAAUGAAGAACAGGUAGAUUUUGUUCAUAAACCAAAUUAACAUUUGAUUAUUGAAUCGAGGUACAAUUUGACCGUUGGAUUAUUCAUUUUAUGAAUGGAUUAUUGAAUCAACAAACGAAAUCAUUUUUCCAUUAAUGAAUUCAUUAGUUUGUUAGCGACGGGAACGCUUGACCUGGUUUGACUGUAAGUCAUUGCAAAUUUUGGUAGGUCAUAAUGUAAGCUUAAGCUACUAUCCCUGCAGCCGCUAUUUUGCCUUCACGCAACGCUCUUCCCCUAUUCUUUUGGUGAGGAAUGUUGUCUAACUACACAAAAAACGGCUCUGGCAAAUUUUGCCUGAGGAAACGCCCGACAUUUUGCGACACCACCACUGGUUUGGACGAAAAUGACGUCUGUGGAACGGGCGCAGAAAUUCCAUACUGAUGACGUGGCACUACUCCGACCUGGCUAGUGCUUUUGAUUGGUUGUGCCGCAAGAGAAAUUUGCUUCAACCAAUCAGAAGCACUACCCAGAGCUGGGAAGUGACACGUCAUUAGUAUAAAAUUUCUGCAGUCUUUCGUCAGACGUCAUUUCACGAGGAAACCAGCCGUGGCAUCGCGAAAUGUCGUGUCUUUUCUCAGGCUCCGAUAAAUAGCGCAUGGGAUGAAUCACCCUCUGCUCUAAGCGGUUUGCAUAGUCAGUACAUAUACAGAUUAAUGAAGAAGCGCUAAUGUUAGGUUAAAUACAGUUAAUUAACUUUGCUAUAGCACUUGGGAUCUUACUACAAGCAACUUUAAACGUAUCAAGAAGGACUUUUUCUUAACUCCCAUCUCAGACAGUGAUGGAUGAAUAUGCUGCUCAACCACCCCACCCCUCCAGGGGAACUAUUGAUAGCCGAGAUCACUUCCUGGAAAGGCUCUUUCGUGUACUUGAAAGCUCGCCUAAGGGGGAGGUAGAUGAGACAAAACAAAUUUUCUUGGCUUUCAGUCAGUUAGUGGAAUGGAGUCAGAAGCUAGCAGCUCAGCUCGAGUCCUUGACGCAGUCCCUGUCUUCCUCGGGCAGCAAACAGGAGGAGGCUUGGAAACAACUGUACGUUGAUUUAAAUUUGCUCCUUUUAUUCUCUCUAGAUUGCAUGUAAAUACAUUUAUCAGGUGCUGGCACGAUGCGCAGCGUGUUCACGUGGCCACAUGUUCAAAUUCCAUUUCAAGAACACAAUGUUUACAUGUUAUUCUUUCCAUAUAACUUAUUUUUCUACUGACUGUAGAUUUUGAAAUGCUUCCUGAAUUGCUAUAUCCAUUGUUUUUCUCUUGUUUUAGAGAGCAUAACCUUCAGCAGUGUGCGAAGACAGUUUAUGGGGAAUCUACAACAACAAGAGGUCUACCACAACUAAGUCCCCAGGUUUGUUUACAUUCUACGAAGACGAGAACGACUACAAGUACGAGAUUUUCAUUCAAUACUAAAUAAAGUUGAACCUCUCCACAACAAUCACCUUAGGGAGGGACAGAAGAAAGUGAUCAUUGCAGAGAGGUGGCCAUUGUAGAGAGGUUUAAACAAGAGUCGAUGUAUGGACUAUCCGCCAAAAAAAGUGGUCGUUGCGGAGAGGUGACCGUUAGUGGAGAUUCGACUGUAGUACCAGCGUCAUUUUGGCGCGGAAACGUGAUAGCCGUCGUCAUUCUACUACGAGUUUAAGCGAGAAUGUCGUAGUGGAGGCAACAAGUCAUCAAACGUUAGAAGUUUUAUCAUUUUGCGAUCGGAAGAGGGUUUAACCUCCUUCAAUAAAAAUUAACCGUGUUAACCUUUUCAGGUGUAAAGCUAUCCGGGGUGAAUGUUUUUUAACAAUACGCGGAAAAAACUUUCAGUCAAAUCUCGUACUCGUAGUUGUUCUCUUCGUCGAAUCUAAAGGUCUCUAUCACUGUCGCUCACCAAUCCAAGAUCCUUACCUAAACAGCGCAGUGCGCAUGCGUCACCCAGUAUGUACAGUACCAGUGGCUAUUUUUAAGUGUUGUUGUGAUGGGUGGCGGGGGAAGGUUGGAGUAGGGGGGUUGACUUUGGGGUUACUAGAAACCAGUCGAGCCGCUGCCUCCUAUAUUCAUUGAUAGAUUUAUUGUUUAUUUAUUUGUUUAUCUAUUGUAUUAUAGUGUAUAGCGGAUGGCCUGAGGCAGUUGGAUGAACUUCUUGUAACACUGGAACAGUCCAUAAAAGACAUCAUAAAAGACUGCGAGUCCAAGAAGAAGGUACACAAGUAAUGCUACUGCAGAGUUUUGGUUUGUGGUAAGUGGUAUUAUUUUCUUCUUGUUGCCUUACACCAGUUUUAUUUUAUUUUAUUCUCCAGGUGCUCCGAUCGGAUAGCUUAAAGCUCAUGGAAAGGGAACUGUUUGUAUAUUUUUUCACGGAUCCUCCUCGUCUUAAACGAGCCAUUGCUGAGUUAGCAGGCAGGGUUGACGCCCAUCUUGUAUCAUUAAAGUGAAGCCGGGGUACAUAGGAAUCUUGGUUAAACACGAAAACACUCAAUCGCGGAGAGAUGAAAGAAUGCUAAUGUGUUUCCGACCUUCUCUGACAUCUGUCAGAGAGAGAAAUAUAAAGGAAGAAAACGAACUUUUUCGAUGGCGCACCGAACUCGUCACCUUUUUUAAGGGGAGGAAAGAACCUCUCUCCUCCGCUGAGGUUCGAUGGGGCGUUAUUGGAUUUCUGCUGCACGAAGUGAGUGCAGGCGCUAAAACCGAAAGAUGCUUACAAAGCAAAAAACUCGUGCAGACUUUGAUUAUCAACUAGCAGGGGCACCCAACGACAAUUUUCGGAAGAAUAUCUGUUCGGAAGACGAUUUUAGAUCUAGUAUUUUUCGGAACAUUUGUUGUAAAAUUUC